CAACAGAGGCAGCGGGUCCCCUGAUGAGAGGAGCUGGAGCCUCAGCCUCAGCACUGCUGCAGAGAAGCCGGACAGCUCUGGAGAGGCAAGCUCGCUAGCCCUGCAGGCUCUCCUGUCUCCUCCCAGGGCGGCACGGACUGGUGAGUGAGCGCUUUGGACUUUUCACUCGGGAAUUUUUCUCACAAGAAAAGCAAGUUUUCAUGCAAGUCAAACCAGCUCCCCAACUCCCUCUUUGAUGAUGUCCAUGGAGCAGAUGCAGUCACUGGAGCUCUCAGAAGACAGACAGGAUAAGCUCACCCCUCGCUGCAGCCUCUUAGAUGAUCUUUCGGACCAAUUCACUAAAGACUGUGAUCUCAAAAAGAAGCCAAGGAAGGGGAAAAAUGUACAAGUUGCCCUGAGUGUUGAGUCUGACCAAAAAAAGCCAAGGAGGAAAGACACACCAGCACUGCACAUCCCGCCUUUUAUACCAGGUGUGCUUUCGGAACAUUUAAUUCAAAGGUAUGAUGUCCAGGGGCGGCGCCCAAAGGGCAAGCCAAGUCCAGCUCUUCACAACACUGACCUGGAACAGAAAAAGCCAAGGAGAAAAGACACACCUGCCUUGCACAUGCCCCCCUUCACAGCAGGUAUGACCCUACUCAGGGACGAGAGGCCCAAAGUCAUCAUGGAAGAUGAUGAAAAGGAGGGUGAUAAGAUAGCUAUUUAAAGAGAUUUCCCCGGAGAUCAUAUGUAAAUAGGCUAGAUUGAUUCCCUGUGGUGACCUAGAAAAGAAAAUAGACUUGUUUCUGUACUCAAUUUGUCAUAAUCUCCCUGGAAGAUUGAGACACCUUUUCCCAAGGAGAUGUUCCAUCUCAGACUCACAGUCAGCUCUCGUCUCUCGCCUUCCCUGAGCCUGCUUCCUACUUCCUCCUCUUGAUUUUCCAUUUUCUAAUGUGAUGGAAAGGAAGUGUAUCAUCCAAAAUCAGAAGAUAAUAGGGAAAAGGAUUUGGUUCAUUUUCUGCAUCUUGCAGACAAAUUCAUGGAGCAAAAACAUGGGUGACAUAGGAAUACUUCAGUUAGCAGACGCGAAUUAUGUUACUGAGUGAGACCUCACUGGACACCAUGCAAACACUUGUGCAAGUGGACGUCCUUGUUACCAGUUAGGAAGGUGGCGCACUUGGGUCUAACUCACUGAUGAUUUUGGAGAACAUAGACUUUUGUCUCUUUAAUUCUGUCUGAAGAGUCCAAGUGUCUCUGGUGACACUCCCAUGGUGAAAACGUGAUCUGGGCAUCAAAUCGAGCCAGCCAUGCCUUGGCUGUCAGCGCCAGAAGUGGAACAUGCCAGAAGUGCUCUCAGGGACACUUGGAAUCCUAUCCUAUUUGUUUUUGUUUUUAAACAGUAUUUCUGAACUACGCAGAACUAUGCAACCGUCUUGACAUUUGUGAACUGUGCUCCACAGAUGACACAUCCGACACUGUGGGUGAGGAAUUUACUUUGGAGAACAUGAAGAUGAAUAUGUUUUUAGCAUCCUUUCUGGCUUGGACCCCAGUAUUAUUGUAGGGAUGGCAGAGGGAGACGUGGCAUGAGCUAGUCAGCAGAGGUGAAUAGACAGCCCCUGCCCGGGGCCACGGUCUGUGUGCGGACCACGGGGAGGCUCCCUCUGACGGCCUCAGCCACCAGCUUAGGGACUUGGGGAGAGGUGGAAACUGCUUUAAAAAGUCAGAAAGCUGGAUGUUCAAACUGAUUCUACCUGAAAGUUAUGAUCUGGAUCCAACAGGUUCUCCCUUAUGUCCUUCCAUCCACCUCAUCAAAGUAGAAAUGAUCAGAACCUCGCUGGUAAUAAAGAAAUUUUUGUCCCCA
Erinaceus europaeus (western European hedgehog) is the source of this 1837-nucleotide messenger RNA. It is a transcript of the gene PPP1R17, whose product is annotated as protein phosphatase 1 regulatory subunit 17. Gene Ontology annotation, biological process: regulation of phosphatase activity. The transcript has 5 exons. The coding region runs from base 236 to 703 and encodes 155 amino acids. Gene Ontology annotation, molecular function: protein phosphatase inhibitor activity. NCBI's taxonomy places the organism in Eukaryota, Metazoa, Chordata, Mammalia, Eulipotyphla, Erinaceidae. The record is from RefSeq and is a predicted model, not a curated record.